UCUACCUACUCCCUCUCUCUUCUCCCCAAUCUCUCCUCUAUCCCUCUGCCUCUCCUUUCUCUCUUCUUCCUCUCCUCCGUUUCGCCCCCUCGAUCCCCCCUGCUUUAUUCCAUCCCCGUCAUUCUCCGUCUCCCCUCCCCACCCCCAAUCUUUCACAGGGGAUUUCACUUUGCCAGGAUACAGGCUGGUAAAUUUGCAGCAGCCACCACGGAGAGAACACAGGAACCCCCCUUGGGCCCGCCGUGUCCCUUUGACGGAGCGUUCUGGAUUCAGAGACCCCCCCAGCAGGGGUGCUUUGCUGGCAUUCCCAAGCCUCCUGCCAUCCCGCAAGCUUCGCCUGCCCUAUCUCCCUCUUCGGCUGUUUGCUACAUGGAGAACAAGAGCUGCAAAGGGGACAGCCUGCGGCCAGCUGUCCAGUGCAAACACUCUGUCGAGAAGAAGACAAUGACUAACCCCACGACGGUGAUUGAAAUCUACCCAGACACCACCGAGGUGAACGAUUACUAUCUCUGGUCCAUCUUCAACUUCGUAUACCUCAACUUCUGCUGUCUCGGCUUCAUCGCCUUGGCCUAUUCUUUGAAAGUCCGGGAUAAGAAACUCCUCAAUGACCUGAACGGAGCUGUUGAAGAUGCCAAGACAGCCCGGCUUUUUAACAUCACCAGCUCGGCACUCGCCACUUUCUGCAUCAUCCUCGUCUUCAUCUUCCUGCGCUACCCGCUCACUGACUAUUAGAGCAAGGCCAGCAGCCGCUGCCGAAAUGCCUCAGUGCCAGAAGUGUCCAUCGAAUUUCCUCCAGCAAGGACAUGGAACAACAAUCCAUCUUGAUUGCAAAAAAUAAAUACAAAGUAAAACCCACCAAGCAACGCCCCCCCACCCCCAACUCCCAACCCUGACUGGUAUUUGAACUUCUGUAGAAAAAGAAAUUACUUUUACAUUUUUUACAGAAAAAUAUUUAUUUUCAUGAUAAACAAAAGUGGGUGAUGACAAUAUGCAAAGCUUAGAACUAACCACAACAUGAGCCAAUAGCUGUGUAGCUAGAUGCUGCAACCAUAGUGGCGGCCGAGGAGUCAGAGAGAACAUUGUGUCAUCGAUGAUCCGCUGAUUAAAGUUACAUAAGCAGCCCAAGCACUGAGCUGUGUUUUAGAUGGAAAACAGCAAAUAGCCCUAUUGGGAGAGCUGAACUCCAGAUCUACCGGGAAGCAUGUGCACUGAUUUAGAGCUCAAGAGAGGGAGGAAAAAUGCCUGCUACUGCGAGAUAAAACUGAGAAGUAAAGCAGGGCAGAUUCAGGACAUAUCAGAUGUGUUCAGGCUGCUACCACGUCCUCUCUCUUUCUCUCUUCCCCUCACUCCCCUGUAUAUUUUGUUCUUUUCCUCUUUUUAUACAUUUAUUCAUUGAAUUUCAUUUGAAGGCCAGACUAGUUUACCAUUCCCCGUCCCCAGAGAGCUUUAUCCUUGAGAGUUCAUAGUGGAGAAUCCUGAAGCCGCCCGAUAAACCCCAAAGAAUUAAAACAAAACAAAACUCCUCCAUGGAAUCUACUGCAAAUGCCGAGAACGUAGGCAACCUUUGGAGAACGUGCAUAUAUCCUGUAUACCGACUCCUACUGUAUUUCUGUAAACUUUCAAUAAAGAUAAUAAUACCUCUGCCCAUCCAAUGCCAUUCUGGUUAAUUUCACAGAUUGCCACAGAUUAGGGGUUUUUCCCCCUUUGGUCCCAUAUUAAGCCAAUGAGGGGCAGAGAAGAGAAUUAAAACUCCUAUUGGACACUAUAACCUGCCUCUACAGCCAUAAUCCCCUACCUUUGCUGUCUACAUGGAUAGGCCUGGAGUAAUGGGCCACCUCACUUAACGACAUGAAAGAAAGUUAAAUAACAGGCAGGGAGCAGCUCCACAAGCAGUGCAAUAGGGGACUGAUACACAAGCAGCAACCACAGUGGCAGGCAUGGAAGGGGAUGGUGCCAGUUAGAACCCAGCUGAUGUAAGAAUUUCCACCUUGUGUAUUAACAAAAUGUAGGGACUGGAGUUGGGGGAGAGGAGGAAAGAGGUGACAGGAACUAGGAGAAAUCUGGGGGCUUCUAAAGCCCCUGACCAGGAACAUGUGAAGUUCAUCACCAUCUCAGUGAGGACACGCUGCUCUGGAGUACAUGGACUGGAACGUGUUGUCAUACCAGUGAUGGUGAUAUGCUGUUGAGAGUUUAACAAAGGAGCUCCCUUAAGAACAUUCCACCUCGCUCAGCUGGAAAUGUUACAUUCUCUGGGUAAAAUGUGCUUUCCACUGAAAAUCAUCCACCUCUCUGAACCCUUCAAUCCUUCCACCGCCCAUCCCUUUUGACCCCUGCCCACGCAGCGUGUCAUAGGAACACGAACCCCACUGAGUGGCAUCUCUGUCUAGCAGCUGUUCCACACAGCAGCAGCAGAGGCAGGCAGGUGUCUUGCUGCCUCUGCCUAUAGUGGAGCUGGCAGGUGAAUU
Molecule: messenger RNA, 2465 nt
Organism: Terrapene triunguis (Three-toed box turtle)
Lineage: Eukaryota; Metazoa; Chordata; Testudines; Emydidae
Gene: IFITM10
Product: interferon induced transmembrane protein 10
Exons: 2
Cellular component (GO): plasma membrane
Source: RefSeq, a predicted model, not a curated record